AUGCGAAAAGGCCGUAGAUACGCCCUGAAGCUGUUCUGGUGGGUUUUAGCUGCCCUACCCGUUUUACUCUUGGGAUUUCAGUUGUCCAUGCGCCCAUCACCCCCCCCCCCCCCCCCCCGCCAAAGCCGGAAUACAACUGCUGAGGCCCAAUGUAACCUUAAAGCCACCGAAAAUAGUCCUAAAAAACGGAUUCCACUCUUUCCCGGGCACAUUGAAUUUUUCCCAAUAACCACAAGCUCUUUGACAAACAGGAAAUCCAAAGAUAUACGUUCAUCAUAUUCAAAUGAAAGUUUUCUAUUUAAAAAGGAUGGCGGCGAAGGCGCCUCUUCUGGAAUCACCCAUCUGAAUUAUACGACAUCCAGGCAAAAGCGUGCCUUUCGGAAUGAGCAAAUACCCGCGGGCACGCUACUUCGGCUGGAACCAGAUUGGGGAUUUCGUAUGAUAUCUCAACCACCGGGCCAGCCUUAUACUGAAGAGUAUUAUUAUGAAAGGACUGAGGGGAGGAGUAAUCAUACAUUUAUCUAUGUUGUAGACCAGUCCUUUUUGGUGGACCAUAAUGAGUUUCGCCACAAUCCUCUAAUAGAAUUCCUUCCUAGAGAUCGAAAUCCAAAACACAACUCUGCACUCCUUAUAGAUCCCAGCCACGGAACGGCUGUGUUAAGCAAAAUCAUUGGCUGGAACACUGGAACGGCUCGUUAUGCAAACGUUAUUGCUGUACCGGUACUGAGUUGGGGACAAGACGGCCUAACUGCUCUCCAAGACAUGAUUGUCAUGUACCAAAGAGUGCUCGAUGAUAUGGAGCGAAGAGCCACAAUAGCAAAAAAAAGAGGCGAAAUUAUCCCUCCCAGAUUUAUUAUCACUACAACUCUGGGAUACUAUGUGAACGCUUCAAAUCUCUGGCCAACUGAGCAAUAUGAUACUUACGCACAGCUUCAUACGCAGUUGAAUACAACCAUGCUUAGGUUUGGGGCAAGGAAAGACGCUUUACUCGUCAUUGCUAAUCCGAAUGAUGAGGACGAACCUCGGUCUUGGUGGCCUCACAACAUCGUGUACGGAUGGAAGAAUAAAUUCCCAAAUGCAAUUCUUGUGAGUGGAGUCGACGAAAUAGGGGGAAAAAUAGAUCUAGAACUGAGGGUACCAGCGACAUAUGCACCAGCAAAUUUUCUUAGGUCGGCGUUGGUCAAGGUGAUAAAGGAUAAGAACAAUCCUAAGGUUAUUACCGGUCUGAAAGACGGAGGGGUCGCUGCACCAAUGAUCUCUGGAAUCCUUGCGAACUUUUUGGCCGACGGUAACUUGACGGUUAUCGGAGCGAAAAGAAAAUUGGAUUAUUUGGGAUACGCUCGCGGCCCUAGUCACCACUCAUCAACCAAUCCGCUAGUCGUCUGGAAUGGCCAAAUGAGUCCCGCAAAAGGUCCCGAAGCUCCGUUUCCUAUCAAAGUACUCUUCGUCUGCAAUAAAGGUACGCCGACAAACGGACAACCUGAGCUUCGUACAAUAGCUAGUGUUUUAUUUCCCGUAUUUUCGAAGCAAGCUGCCCCACAGAAGGCUGUUGAAACAGUCUCUGUAACUAUAACUCGAUGCGAUGUGCUGGGGUUGACCUCGGGACCGGUUCCCUCGACUCCAACUCCGACUUCAAUUUUGAAAACAGAUUUUAUGCCAACGUUAACCCCGAUGACAACAGUGGCUAAUGGCUACGUCUAUGAUGGAAAUUUAUGCAAGCUUUGUAAAAAGGCCGAUGGGAAGGUUGCCAUUGAUGGAGUCAUAUAUCUUCCUAAAGAUUGUCCAUGCCGAUGA
Molecule: messenger RNA, 1794 nt
Organism: Orbilia oligospora ATCC 24927
Lineage: Eukaryota; Fungi; Ascomycota; Orbiliomycetes; Orbiliales; Orbiliaceae
Exons: 4
Coding region: 1-1794 (597 amino acids)
Biological process (GO): proteolysis
Molecular function (GO): serine-type endopeptidase activity
Source: RefSeq, a predicted model, not a curated record